Phaeodactylum tricornutum CCAP 1055/1 is the source of this 611-nucleotide messenger RNA. RefSeq lists its product with no specific name. The coding region runs from base 69 to 530 and encodes 153 amino acids. Lineage: Eukaryota; Bacillariophyta; Bacillariophyceae; Surirellales; Neidiaceae. The transcript has a single exon. The record is from RefSeq and is a predicted model, not a curated record.
AAAAAAAGCACGGUACGAUCGAACACAAAUUUGACCGUCCACUCCAAAUCGAAACAGUCAGUAUCAAUAUGACCAAGGAAGAUAAGGCUCCUGCUCGCCGUAGUGGCCGCAAAAAGCUCGACAAGCCCAAGCCUGUUGUAGCCACCGUGGCACCGUCCAAGAAGAAGGCUGCCCCUCCGGCGAAAAAGCCCAUUAAAGCCAAGGCACCGAAAAAGACCAAGGAACCAGUCGCCGCCGCUGCUCCCACUAAGAAGGCUUCCAAGGGAGGAAAGAAAGGCAAGGCUGCCGCUGCUCCCAAGAGCAAGGCUGCGGAACCAAAGGGAAAGAAGGGGGGAAAGAAAGCGGAAGUAAAGAAGCCCAUGACCUCCGAAGAACUAGACAAGGAGAUGGAUGAUUACAUGAUGAAAGAUGGAAAGACGGCGGGCAAAAAACUCGACGAAGACAUGGACGGUUAUUGGGAGGCGAAAAAGGCCAAGGAAGCGGCCGCUGCUCAAGGGGAACAACCCAAGGUAGCCGAGGCAGCCGCAUGAUGAGGGGUGCAAAGUUUGGUUGACCAUAUUUUUGGGUCAUUGUGUAAUCAUAUCUACUUUAGAAGCGAUUUUCUGUGUUCU